AUGCCUGUCUUAUCAGAGUCAGUGCGUGCGAAGAGUUUGUUAAGAUCGAAAUUAGAGAAGCCCAACACUUACAUUAAAAGCAGAAUGCCUAACAUUAAGGUGUUCAGCGGAACUUCGCAUCCUGAUCUCGCUCAAAGGAUUGUUGAUCGUCUUGGAAUUGAUCUUGGGAAAGUUGUUACGAAAAAAUUUAGUAAUUUGGAAACAUGUGUAGAAAUUGGUGAAUCUGUGCGAGGAGAAGAUGUUUAUAUUGUUCAAAGUGGUAGUGGUGAAGUUAAUGAUAACCUAAUGGAAUUAUUGAUCAUGAUAAAUGCCUGUAAAAUUGCUUCAGCUUCUCGUGUUACUGCAGUUAUACCAUGUUUUCCAUAUGCAAGACAGGAUAAGAAAGACAAGGCAGGAGGUGAAACAACUCCAGGAUCUGCUCCUACUACAACAUAUAAAAACUACGAGUGGAAAUUCAGGAGUCGAGCUCCUAUAUCUGCAAAACUUGUGGCCAAUAUGUUGUCAGUAGCUGGUGCAGAUCAUAUUAUUACCAUGGAUUUACAUGCCUCGCAGAUUCAGGGUUUCUUUGAUAUACCCGUUGACAAUUUAUAUGCUGAACCUGCUGUUCUGAAAUGGAUAAAAGAAAACAUUCCUGAAUGGAGAAACAGCAUUAUCGUAUCACCAGAUGCUGGAGGUGCUAAGAGGGUCACAUCAAUAGCAGAUAGACUGAAUGUGGAGUUUGCUUUGAUUCAUAAGGAAAGGAAGAAAGCCAACGAAGUUGCUUCAAUGGUUUUGGUUGGAGAUGUGAAAGAUCGAGUUGCAAUUUUGGUAGAUGAUAUGGCUGACACAUGUGGUACUAUUUGCCAUGCAGCAGAAAAGUUGAUGGAAGCAGGAGCUACCAAAGUCUAUGCAAUUUUAACUCAUGGUAUAUUUUCUGGUCCUGCCAUAUCCCGGAUCAAUAAUGCUUGCUUUGAAGCUGUAGUUGUCACAAAUACUAUUCCUCAAGAUGGGCAUAUGAAGGAGUGUCCAAAAGUGAGAUGCAUUGAUGUUUCAAUGAUGUUUGCUGAAGCAGUUCGUCGUACCCACAAUGGUGAAUCAGUCUCCUACUUGUUUUCAAAUGUCCCAUACUGA
Molecule: messenger RNA, 1110 nt
Organism: Nezara viridula (southern green stink bug)
Lineage: Eukaryota; Metazoa; Arthropoda; Insecta; Hemiptera; Pentatomidae
Source: the annotation of a GenBank genome assembly